Ustilago hordei is the source of this 1140-nucleotide messenger RNA. RefSeq lists its product as uncharacterized. Gene Ontology annotation, cellular component: Set1C/COMPASS complex. Bases 1 to 1140 code for a protein of 379 amino acids. Gene Ontology annotation, molecular function: protein binding; chromatin binding. NCBI's taxonomy places the organism in Eukaryota, Fungi, Basidiomycota, Ustilaginomycetes, Ustilaginales, Ustilaginaceae. The record is from RefSeq and is a predicted model, not a curated record. The transcript is spliced from 2 exons.
AUGGCGACAUUGAUAGCCUCCUCCUCAUCGACUGCGGGUGCACCCACCUCGACCUCGUCGAGCGAUACCAAGAAGCUUGCCAUAACCGCUCAACUCAUCUCAGCCUUCAAACCAGCCAAAGUCUUUACGCAGUACGUCGCCAAAGGCACCUGCGUCACCUCUGCCUCGUUCGACGACGCCGGCCAUCAAUGUAUCACAGCAGGCGAAGACGACUAUAUGCACAUCUACGACGUCCGCCCAGGCACACACAAAACCAAGAUUGCCUCGCUCAAAUACGGUGCGCAUCUGGCACGCUUCACCCACGACAAAGACUCGAUCCUCUAUGCAUCUACCAAAGAGAACAAUGCUUUACGGUACUGUAACACCAAAACCAAAGUCUACACACGCUAUUUUGAAGGACACGAGAACAAAGUCGUGUCUCUCCAAAUGAGUCCUCAGAACGACACGUUCUUAUCAGGCAGCGUAGACGAAGCGGUGAAGUUGUGGGAUCUGAGAGCACCAAGCGCUCAAGGUCAUAUGCAUCUGAAAGGGCAUCCCGUAGUAGCGUAUGAUCCGACAGGGAAAGUGUUUGCAGUGGCGAUCAAUGAACGAUCAGCUGUCCUCCUCUACGAUAUUCGCAAAUUCGACCAAAUGCCUUUCCUCGUGGUUCAUCUCGACGACUCUGCAGCGCUCAGCAAAGUAUCAAUGCCACCCAGGAUGCCGAUCAUCACCUCGUUGACGUUUACAAACGACAGCCAGUAUCUUUUGUUGGGAACGUCAGGGGACGUGCAUUAUGUCAUCGACACUUUCUCAGACGGAGGUCAGGUUGUGGCAAGGCUGAUCGGACAUGAAGGAUUGGAGAAGGCUUCAGGGGUGGGGAUAGGAAUGGUGGCUGAAGCAGGGAUAAGUGGGCAAGAAGUGUGCUGGACGCCAGAUGGGAAGUGGGUCUUGUCGGGUUCGGCAGAUGGUUCGGUGGUGUUCUGGUAUAUCGAUCUGGAAGAGGCAAAAAGGAAUGAAUUUAGGAAUUUGAGACCCAAGUAUAAGCAGAGUGGACAUGAUGGUGCCAGUCGGGUGCUGGCAUUUAAUCCCAGAUAUGCUCAGAUCCUGAGCGCAGGGGCAGAAGUGGCAUUUUGGUUGCCAGAUCUACCCGAGCAAGUGUAG